Haliotis rufescens (red abalone) is the source of this 3333-nucleotide messenger RNA. RefSeq names its product extensin-like. The record is from RefSeq and is a predicted model, not a curated record. The coding region runs from base 1 to 3333 and encodes 1110 amino acids. NCBI's taxonomy places the organism in Eukaryota, Metazoa, Mollusca, Gastropoda, Lepetellida, Haliotidae. The transcript is spliced from 3 exons.
AUGCACGAGGAAUACGUUCUCUGUCGCCGUUGCACGUGCACCAAGCUCCGUCGCGAGCUGAUACUUACAUUGCAUGCCCCCACCCCUCGCCCCACGCUACCCCAAAACCCAACCUGCUUCUCUAUCCCCCACCCCUCGCCACACGCUACCCCAAAACCUAACCUGCUUCUCUAUCCCUCACCCCUCGCCCCACGCUACCCCAAAACCCAACCUGCUUUUCUUUCCCCCACCCCUCGCCCCACGCCACCCCAAAACCAAACCUGCUUCUCUACCCCCCACCCCUCGCCACACGCUACCCCCAAAACCCAACCUGCUUCUCUAUCCCCCACCCCUGGCCCCACGCUACCCCCAAACCCAACCUGCUUCUCUAUCCCCCACCCCUCGAACCACGCCAGCCCAAAACCCAACCUGCUUCUCUAUCCCCCACCCCUCGCCACACGCUACCCCAAAACCCAACCUGCUUCUCUAUCUCCAACCCCUCGCCACACGCUACCCCAAAACCCAACCUGCUUCUCUAUCCCCCACCCCUCGCCCCACGCUACCCCAAAACCCAACCUGCUUCUCUAUCCCCCAGCCCUCGCCCCACGCUACCCCAAAACCCAACCUGCUUCUCUAUCCCCCACCCCUCGCCCCACGCUACCCCAAAACCCAACCUGCUUCUCUAUCCCCAACCCCUCGCCCCACGCUACCCCAAAACCCAACCUGCUUCUCUAUCCCCCCACCCCUCGCCCUACGCUACCCAAAAAACCAACCUGCUUCUCAAACCCCCACCCCUCGCCCUACGCUACCCAAAAAACCAACCUGCUUCUCAAACCCCCACCCCUCGCCCCACGCUACCCCAAAACCCAACCUGCUUCUCCAACCCCCAGCCCUCGCCCCAUGCUACCCCAAAACCCAACCUGCUUCUCUAGCCCCCACCCCUCGCCCUACGCUACCCCAAAACCCAACCUGCUUCUCUAUCCCCAACCCCUCGCCCCACGCUACCCCAAAACCCAACCUGCUUCUCUAUCCCCCAACCCUCGCCACACGCUACACCCAAAACCCAACCUGCUUCCCUAUCCCCCACCCCUCGCCACACGCUACCCCAAAACCCAACCUGCUUCUCUAUCACCCUUCCCUCGCCCCACGCUUCCCCAAAACCCAACCUGCUUCUCUAUCCCCCACCCCUCGCCACACGCUACCCCAAAACCCAACCUGCUUCUCUAUCCCCCAACCCUCGCCACACGCUACACCCAAAACCCAACCUGCUUCCCUAUCCCCCACCCCUCGCCACACGCUACCCCAAAACCCAACCUGCUUCUCUAUCACCCUUCCCUCGCCCCACGCUUCCCCAAAACCCAACCUGCUUCUCUAUCCCCCACCCCUCGCCACACGCUACACCCAAAACCCAACCUGCUUCUCUAUCCCCCACCCCUCGCCCCACGCUACCCAAAACCAAACCUGCUUCUCUACCCCCCACCCCUCGCCCCACGCUACCCCAAAACCCAACCUGCUUCUCUAUCCCCCACCCCUCGCCCCACGCUAACCCAAAAACCAACCUGCUUCUCAAACCCCCACCCCUCGCCCCACGCUACCCCAAAACCCAACCUGCUUCUCCAACCCCCACCCCUCGCCCCACGCUACCCCAAAACCCAACCUGCUUCUCUAGCCCCCACCCCACGCCCCACGCUACCCCAAAACCCAACCUGCUUCUCCAGCCCCCACCCCUCGCCACACCCCCCACCCCUCGCCCCACGCUACCCCAAAACCCAACCUGCUUCUCUAGCCCCCACCCCUCGCCCCACGCUACCCCAAAAACCAACCUGCUUCUCCAACCCCCACCCCUCGCCCCACGCUACCCCAAAACCCAACCUGCUUCUCUAUCCCCCACCCCUCGCCACACGCUACCCCAAAACCCAACCUGCUUCUCUAUCCCUCACCCCUCGCCCCACGCUACCCCAAAACCCAACCUGCUUUUCUUUCCCCCACCCCUCGCCCCACGCCACCCCAAAACCCAACCUGCUUCUCUACCCCCCACCCCUCGCCACACGCUACCCCAAAACCCAACCUGCUUCUCUAUCCCCUACCCCUGGCCCCACGCUACCCCAAAACCCAACCUGCUUCUCUAUCCCCCACCCCUCGAACCACGCCACCCCAAAACCCAACCUGCUUCUCUAUCCCCCACCCCUCGCCACACGCUACCCCAAAACCCAACCUGCUUCUCUAUCCCCAACCCCUCGCCACACGCUACCCCAAAACCCAACCUGCUUCUCUAUCCCCCACCCCUCGCCCCACGCUACCCCAAAACCCAACCUGCUUCUCUAUCCCCAACCCCUCGCCACACGCUACCCCAAAACCCAACCUGCUUCUCUAUCCCCAACCCCUCGCCCCACGCUACCCCAAAACCCAACCUGCUUCUCUAUCCCCCACCCCUCGCCCUACGCUACCCAAAAAACCAACCUGCUUCUCAAACCCCCACCCCUCGCCCCACGCUACCCCAAAACCCAACCUGCUUCUCCAACCCCCAGCCCUCGCCCCACGCUACCCCAAAACCCAACCUGCUUCUCUAGCCCCCACCCCUCGCCCUACGCUACCCCAAAACCCAACCUGCUUCUCUAUCCCCCACCCCUCGUCACACGCUACCCCAAAACCCAACCUGCUUCUCUAUCCCCCACCCCUCGCCACACGCUACACCCAAAACCCAACCUGCUUCCCUAUCCCCCACCCCUCGCCACACGCUACCCCAAAACCCAACCUGCUUCUCUAUCACCCUUCCCUCUCCCCACGCUUCCCCAAAACCCAACCUGCUUCUCUAUCCCCCACCCCUCGCCCCACGCUACCCCAAAACCCAACCUGCUUCUCUAUCCCCCACCCCUCGCCCCACGCUACCCAAAAACAAACCUGCUUCUCUACCCCCCACCCCUCGCCCCACGCUACCCCAAAACCCAACCUGCUUCUCUAUCCCCCACCCCUCGCCCCACGCUAACCCAAAAACCAACCUGCUUCUCAAACCCCCACCCCUCGCCCCACGCUACCCCAAAACCCAACCUGCUUCUCCAACCCCCACCCCUCGCCCCACGCUACCCCAAAACCCAACCUGCUUCUCUAGCCCCCACCCCACGCCCCACGCUACCCCAAAACCCAACCUGCUUCUCUACCCCCCACCCCUCGCCACACGCUACCCCAAAACCCAACCUGCUUCUCUAUCCCCAACCCCUCGCCCCACGCUACCCCAAAACCCAACCUGCUUCUCUAGCCCCCACCCCUCGCCCCACGCUACCCCAAAAACCAACCUGCUUCUCCAACCCCCACCCCUCGCCCCACGCUACCCCAAAACCCAACCUGCUUCUCUAG